Messenger RNA from Catharus ustulatus (Swainson's thrush), 918 nucleotides. RefSeq lists its product as uncharacterized. The record is from RefSeq and is a predicted model, not a curated record. NCBI's taxonomy places the organism in Eukaryota, Metazoa, Chordata, Aves, Passeriformes, Turdidae. Bases 112 to 918 code for a protein of 268 amino acids. The transcript has 3 exons.
CCGGGGUGCUGCACAUUCCCAACGGGAAUAGGGGAAUGCUGCACCUCAGUGUGUGCCUCCUGCACUCCUUCACCCCAGGUGGGGCUGGGAUACUCUGUGUUCCCAGUGGGAAUGGGGGGACACUGUGCUUUGUCAUCUGUGCCAGGAUGGGACCAGGCUGCUCCAUGUUCCAUCUGGAACAGCGAGGACACAGCACCGAGCCUCCUGUGCUUUGUCACCUGCGCCCGGCCAGGGCUGGGAUGCUCCACAUUCCCACCAGGACUGUGUGUCCGGGCUCGUGUGCGCGGUCUGUUUGCAAUCAGCUCCGGAGCCGCGUGCGGCCGGGCCCGGUGCCAGCCCCAGGCUGGAAAAGGGGGAGCGGGAGCGGCGGGAGCCAGAGCCGGGGAGCGCAGCCCGGAGAGCGGCUGCGGCUGCAGGAGCGGGGAGGUGGCAGCUGCCCAGCCUGGCCCUGGGGGACAGCACACCUUGGGGACACGGGGACACGGCCCUGCCAUGGCCCGGCUGCUUCCCGUCCUGCUCCUCGUGGCUCUGAGCUGCGCAGCCAGGCCGGGCCGGCGGCCGGCGGCGUGGGACGAUGGAGCAGAUGCCCAGAGAGCCUCGGCGAGGGGCUGCGCCAACCUGACGCUGGUCCUGGACAAUUGGAAAUUCGCCAUCACGUCCCAGCUGCGCAACCUGCUGAUGUCGGACCACCACACCGUGCUGCCCGACUACGGCCGGAUCCCGGCGCUGUCGGGAGCCCUGGACGAGCUGUACCGGGAUUUCCGCGGCCUGAAGGAGCAGCUGGGCCGGCUCUCGGAUCGCUUCGCCCACCUCGAAGCUUCCGUGGAGCAGCUGAGCCGGGCCCGGGGCGCUGCAGGCCCGCCGCGCCGGGGGGCGAUGCCCCAGAGCCCCCGCAGGGCCCCCGGGACCCCGCAGUGA